UAUCUGCAGUUCAAUUGUUCGCACUUGUGGAUUAUUUGUUUGUGAAAUCCGUGUUUUGUCGUCAAAAAUAGCCAAAGUUCAAUCACCUCGCCGGUCGCUUUCGAAUCAGUUAGUCGACAGAAUUCGACGAAAAUAUCGACAACCCACACCCAACCGGAGGCAUGAGGCAAAAUUGCUGGCACAGGCGAAAUCAUCCUACUGUACAGAGCCGAUUUCAGCGACCAGUCUUCUCAAUUUCCGCAAUCUUAAUGUCUAUGUAGUCGGUGAGGUCGGGCAUCCGAAAGCGAAAAUUGUUCGCAUUGUACAUAUCUCCGAUACCCGAGGUACUCAUACGGCACAAGGAGAACAGAUUCCACAAGGGCACAUCCUGAUUCAUUCGGGCGAUUUCGUUUCCUGUCCACCGUCACGUGGUCCCCGAUUACCUGUUUGGUGUCACCGUAUCGGGGACCGAUUAGCUCGCCUGUUUGGCGCACGACGCAACUCCUUGAUUAGCAAUUGGCGGCAUCAGGUGGAAGAGUUGGAUCGGUUUUUCGCUCAACAACCGCAUGACUACAAAAUAUUCAUUCCAGGUUGUUGGGAAAAUUGGCGAUCCAACCCGAACUACCGACAGGAUGCUCCCACACCGGAAAAAAUCCAAUCAAUUUUAAAAUCGGCUAUUUAUUUGGAAGAUGCUUCAUGUCAUAUACUCGGAUUAACUAUCUACGGAACUUCAUGGACUGCCGCGGAUGAUUUGCGUUCCGAGGAUGGGACGUUUGCCGGAAGAAAUUGGGGUCGAUUGAUCCGAAUUGGAGAUCACCGCAAACGUCGUUCUGACCGAACCGCACCUAUCACUACUACGACCACCACUGAGCCUGUUGCCAGCCCCUCGGUUGAAGUGUCUUCCAUGCCUCCAGUCCCCACUUACACAGAUAAUCGGGCUCACGGAUUUGUAUUACCCGAUAUUUCUGAUGUAGCCGAUCGUUGGAAAUAUAUCCCCGAUUGUGCCGAUAUUGUGGUCACUCACAUGCCCGCUUGGCGUCCGGAAUUAUUCACACAUAUUGCUGAUCGUGUGAAGUGA
Echinostoma caproni is the source of this 1057-nucleotide messenger RNA. NCBI's taxonomy places the organism in Eukaryota, Metazoa, Platyhelminthes, Trematoda, Plagiorchiida, Echinostomatidae. The record is from the annotation of a GenBank genome assembly.